AUGUCGACAUCCGGCUGCCCGGUUUAUGCGCCCUUCUUUGGGUUCGCAGGCGUGUUCUGUGCUGUAAGUCAGGUCAACCAUGCGAACGAUGGAUGGGAGCAACAGUGAUUUGGUGGCUUCAAAAGUACCAGAUGCCCAAGGCUGGUCUACUCGGCGUGGAGCUGGCACCUGCCCGAUCAUGACAUCGUCGUCGACUCAUGCGCGAACGAACCGGACGGCUGACCAUAUCACACACCGCAUCCCCAUCUCGCCUCACUUGAUCCGAUUCUACAGAUGGUCUUUUCGACAAUCGGAGCAGCAUACGGGACGGCCAAGGCAGGGAUCGGAAUCUCGGGCAUGGGUACAUUACGGCCCGACCUCAUCAUGAAGGUGCGCACCCGCUCUCGAUCGCCAUCUACAAGGCUCUCGACUUCAUGCAUCCGAUGCAGGUCGCUGACAUCAUUAUUGCGAUGUGGGAUUGGACGUGAAGUCGCUCAUCCCGGUCGUCAUGGCUGGUAUCAUCGCCGUAUAUGGGCUGGUCGUCUCGGUGCUUAUCGUCGGUGGCCUCUCACCGGACGUGCCGUACUCGCUCUACGCCGGAUUCAUUCAUCUCGCAGCCGGCCUGAGUUGUGGAUUGACGGGGCUGGCAGCAGGUCAUGCGGUCGGGAUCGUUGGUGAUGCCGUGAGCCUAGCUCGGCUCGCGGUACGGACCUCGAUCGGAGGGCGAAGCUGAAAGUGACUCAUGUUCUAUACACAGUGCGCUCGGGCCUAUAUGUUCCAGUCCAAGAUCUUCGUCGCGAUGGUGCUCAUGCUGGUGAGUGUGAUUGCUCUUAUACUGGGCUGGUAUCGAGUCAGCCACUGAUUGAUCGGGCCUUGAUUCGCAUACCGUAGAUUUUCGCUGGUUCGUUUAGAGUCCGGUACACCUCGACGAACUUGAGCCGAAUUACCAACUAAUCUUCUCGUUUUAAUCUUAUCGUGAACGCUUGUCUCACCCUCCAUUGCCGUCCUACUUGCGCUCCGUUGCGCCGCUCCGCCGCAUCCGCCCUCACUGCCUCGUCCACCGGUCCUCGUUGACCUUUUCGAGAUACCGUUAAACAGAGGUCAUCGGUCUGUACGGUCUCAUUGUCGCUCUCAUCCUCAACACAAGAGCCGGCGAGUCAGUCUGCUAGAGGAAAGGGGAAUUGCGUCGAGUCGGCGCGAGAGACGGCCCCUUGGUGGGUGGGAAGAUGAGACACGUCAGCGAUGUCGUACCUUUCUAGCGCACUCCAACAUCUUUGCAAUAAAUACGUACUUGUCAUCGGUUUUUAUGGCGCGCGGUCAAGAAGGGGGGGUUUUUAUGGCGCAGUCAAGAGAAUCAAAGCAUUGAGAAGCGCUAUUCCAAGCGGAACUAUAGCACACUAGAAGCGCCACAUGCACUACAGAACCUCAGCGGGAGCAAUAUUGAUAAAACAAACGACACAUCCCAGAGAUAAAUUUCGCAGCGGGUGGGCUUGCCAUUCGCGCAGAUGGAGGGUAUACACGACACCUCGAGUGAGGGAAAAGGGAACAUCGACAUUGUCGGCACCGCGUCACCGCUCAGAACAUCGACACCUCGGGGACACAGUCCGUCCCGCCGAGGCAGAGAGCGGAUCGCUUCCCAGCGUGGAAAGAGCGUCGGGCUUUGACCUCUCCCUUUGCCGCUUUGGCGCAGAUGUUGGCUUUGCAGAUCAAUCCGUCCACGCAAGCAAAGUCGGGGUCGGACUUGCACGACUCGCCGAGCUGUAUGAAGUCGCACGAGGUGUCAGCAGCAACCCUCGUUGAAACUGCGGUGAUCAUCGUGGGCCCUGAGCUCACCUUUCUCCUGGUGUCGCAAUUUCCCGUGUUGGUGUUGCAGUAG
Microbotryum saponariae is the source of this 1855-nucleotide messenger RNA. Lineage: Eukaryota; Fungi; Basidiomycota; Microbotryomycetes; Microbotryales; Microbotryaceae. The record is from the annotation of a GenBank genome assembly.